AUGUCGCUUGCCAACACAGCCAUAGCCGAUUCAAAAAUACAUGCACAGGGCUACUCCCAACAGGACGCUGAAGACCCUCCUCCAGAUGGUGGUUAUGGCUGGGUCUGUGCGAUAUGCUCCAUGUUUCUUCUCUUCUCAACAUGGGGAGCCAACUCCUCCUAUGGUGUAGUGCUUGAAUACUAUAUCAAAAGUCACUACUACGCAAAUGAAGCUACUCAAUACGACUAUGCCUUGAUCGUCAGCAUGGUCGGCUUUCUAGGCCAGUUUUUGGCACCAGUAGCCUUGAUAUGCACCGAAAUGUUUGGUAUCAGGAAAACAAUCUUUUUCGGAGUCUUGGUCCAGACUCUUGGCUAUAUUCUAGCAAGCUUUUGCAAUCACAUUUGGCAAUUGUAUAUCUGCCAGGGACUAUUGCUCGGUAUAGCCUUUGCCUUUAUUUUUAUUCCUCCAACGAUGACUUUAUCAAGUUGGUUUUUGCACAAAAGAGGUAUGGCCACUGGAAUCUCCUCUGCAGGCGCUGGUUUAGGAGGUAUAGUUUUCUCGCUAUCAAUAGACUCAAUCAUAAAGGCAAGCGGUGAUCAUAAAUGGGCUCUAAGAUAUCUUGGUUUAUCGACAUGUGUCAUUUCUGUAAUAUGUGCACUGUUAAUCCGAUUCAGAAAACCCAAAGACAUACCCAAAUUCACCUUCAAUGAAUUGAACCAAAAAACAAUAAAAAUGUUCAACUGGAAAAAAAUUAAUCUACCAACAGUGUAUAUUGCUCUAUGGUUUUCAACAAUUAUUAUCGGUUACACUUUGCUUCUAUUCACUCUUUCCUCUUAUGCAACUUCCAUUGGUCUAACAAGUUCUCAAGGUUCUAUUUUGACUGCGAUUUUAAAUGCAUCACAAACAGUUGGCAGACCAUGCAUGGGUCUAUUAGCAGAUUUCUUGGGAAGAAUAAAUACUUGCCUUUUACUAACAAUUUCUAAUUCUCUUAUGAUAUUUGCUUUUUGGACAAAUGCAUCAAAUUUCACUUCAUUAAUCAUCUUUUCUUUAAUUAUUGGUCUAACAAUAGGUAUUGGAAGUGCUUUAUCUCCAGCACUUUGCACUGAUAAUGUGGAAGCUGAUCUUCAAAAUUCCUCUUAUUCUUUUAUAAAUAUACUUGUUGGUAUUAAUAGUUUAUUUCCAGCAGUUGUUGCCUUAAAAUUAAAGGAUCCCGAUUUGUCUAACCCUUUUUUUAAUACUCAGAUAUUUUGUGGUUGCACUUUUGCUGUAGGAGCAAUAUUCUUGAUUAUUUUUAGAGAAUGGAAACUAAGAAAAAUCAUCACCAUUAGAUAUGAUUCUUUAUUAAACAACAAUUGCAAUAAAAAUGAAAAAAAUAAUUCUAGCAAAAAAAUAUUACUAGUCACUGACCAAGAAGAAUUAGGAAAAUGUGAAAGAAUACUAAAACAAAAUUUGGUAUGUUAUAUCGUUAGAAUUUUCCAUCCUUUAAAAACUUAA
This is a messenger RNA of Ascoidea rubescens DSM 1968, 1473 nucleotides long. Its product is annotated as MCT family MFS transporter. Bases 1 to 1473 code for a protein of 490 amino acids. NCBI's taxonomy places the organism in Eukaryota, Fungi, Ascomycota, Saccharomycetes, Ascoideales, Ascoideaceae. The record is from RefSeq and is a predicted model, not a curated record. Gene Ontology annotation, molecular function: transmembrane transporter activity. Gene Ontology annotation, biological process: transmembrane transport. The transcript has a single exon.